This is a messenger RNA of Puntigrus tetrazona (Sumatra barb), 7513 nucleotides long. RefSeq names its product zinc finger protein 831 (gene znf831). The transcript has 5 exons. Lineage: Eukaryota; Metazoa; Chordata; Actinopteri; Cypriniformes; Cyprinidae. Bases 329 to 5353 code for a protein of 1674 amino acids. The record is from RefSeq and is a predicted model, not a curated record.
GGAGGAGUGAGAAAAGGCAGAAACAGAAGUCAGGUACAUGCAGCAAACACAGCGUGUGUGCAUUUGUGGGUGAAAUAAUCAUUUUGAGCAAAUACGGCUGUAAGAAAACUAAAGAGGGAAGAGGAACCAAGGGCCUUUGCGGUGCCACAGUCACAUGCUCUCUGUCACUCUCUUGUUCAUUUUACCUCGCACUGUUCCAAAGCUGGAUCUUUGUUGGCACAUUUUGGAUUUAAUUGGGCAAUCUUCAGCUGCUGCUGUGUUACCUUUAAGUUCCCAGCUCUGGUAAUUAGUAAGCUCCAUCUCCCAGCAUCACAAGGGUUGUGUUACCAUGGCAACUAGCAAGCAGAGCUUUGUGAGAGCUACCGAGCCUCAGUGUUCAGCAUCUGCACAGAGAGAGGAAGAGACGCAUGUUAAGGCCCCUCUUACGACUAUGUAUGUCCACAGCGUUCCUGCCCCUGGCCUGCAGCCAUAUCCUCAGGCCCAACCUGGAGCAUUGCAGGACGCAACGGUUGUACCACUGUUCCUUCCAAGGAUGUGUAGCAACUCGACUCUGCCCUCACUGACACUGCAUAUUGCCAGCGGGGCUGUUUUGCAGCAACAAAGGCUAGUGGCUCCAGCAACUUCGGUCAGACCUAAGUCAGUUGGGAAGCAUAUUUGUCCACAGUGCGGUAAGGACUGUCUGAAGCCCAGUGUGCUCGAGAAACAUCUUCGUUGCCACACAGGAGAGCGACCAUAUCCCUGCACUACCUGUGGCAUUUCCUUCAAGACGCAGAGUAACCUUUAUAAACACAAGCGCACACAGGCUCAUGCCCGCCUUUCCAGCGAAUCUGACAAAGGCACCUUCAGCAGCCAGGAGAGCACCGAGAGUUUAAAGGACAACUACACAAGUCUAUCCGGUGAGAUAAAUUGUGGAGAUUCAGCUGUCAUGAAGAGAGGCAAAGAAGUUCUUCCUGUCGUGACAAUACCAGGUCAGGUAGACUCUACAGAGAACAAGACAAUGUCUAUAGAAUGGGCACUGCGCAAUGCUGCCAUGGUUGGAUUAAGUACAACACCAGUGCUUCAAGACAAUGUAAAUUCUUCGAGAAAAUCUGUGGAAUUAUUAGAUGGUUUAAAAAAUAGCCCUUCUAUCCCGCAGACAGGUGCAGAGAGUGAGGAUGGAUGUACACCGCUGACUCCAAAUCGUAUGCCUCUUCAGAGGCAGGAGGCUUUAUUUUCCAAACCGUGGGAUUCCCCCAUGUCCCGAGGGAAAUCUCAAAGCCACGACAGCACAGACUCUGGCUUCAGUGACAGCAGUGAGCAUCAUUCAUCCAGCAGUCCUGGAGCAAGUUUGAAUUUUCCCAGUAUGGAAUCAUUGACAGAAACCACUAUUGAACCACAGGAACCAGGCACCUCCCAGACACCUUCGGAGAUGACCCCUGACCCCAAAUGCAAGGUGUCUAUUCAGGAGAAGCAGAAGCUGGAAGAACGGAUUUCGAAACUUAUAUAUGAGAACAGUGUGUUGGUGGAUAAUAAGCAACUGGAAACUGUGCGGCCAAGAAAGACGAUAUUGUCAAAACAAGGAAGCAUUGAUCUGCCUGUGCCAUACACUUAUAAAGACUCCUUCCAUUUUGAGAUAAAGAGCAGCAAGCAUAGCUCAAGCGCACAAAAUCCAGACAGAGGAGGUGGGGCAAUUCAUGGUCAUGCACCUACACAGCACUCGACUGGUUUGGAGCAUGCACCAUUAACACGAAGCAGUUCUUUACCCUUUCCUAUGGGUGGUAAACCCAGUGAUGGAGCAAUGAAUUUGAAUCUUAGCAGACGGUGCAGUGCAGGGCAUGUUUACCCAUUAAGGUCAUCAGACCAGCAAGCACCAGGUCAUCGCUCACUAGUUAGGCAGGUAGCGGUAGAUUGUCUGCCUACUGCAGAGGUAUCCCUAGCUGAAAGAGAUAAUAUUAACAGCUUUAGCUCGGAUGGAGACAGCACUGAUGUUGGAACAGAGCCAACUAUAAAAGGAAACUACAGGAAGAAAGCCCGGAAAUUUGACUACACAAAAUGGCACACUUACAAAGGUGGGACAUUUACAAAACUCUACAGUACUGAGAAAGACUGUACAUUAAAGGCAAAGAAGACUGCACUGAAUUCUGACCAAAGCCUGGAAAUACAAAUUAGCCAACAGAAGGACAACAGAUCCAUGUCUCUGAGCUUAACUUCUUGUUCUGUUGUGAGCUUAAAAAGUGACCUCAAGGUGUCAUGCAACAGCUUUGAAACUUAUAAUGAGGAAGACAUGGGCAAGGAUGAAAUAACAAUGCAACACACUGGCUUCCAUAUCCCAUCAGAAAGGAAGAAACAGCGCACUGGGAGUGACGUGCAAAUGCUCAGUAUUUCAGAUUCCAGAACUGGAGAGGCCAAUGAAAAUCUGCAUAGUUUAAUUACUCAGUUACCCCUGUCAACUUGUGCAACGUAUAGUUCCAUUACAGUUCCAGCACAAAAAGUCAACAUGGAAAAAAUCCACCCGCAGGGCAGCAUCAUACCUCAGUUGUCAAAUCCAAGUCAGUUCCUUGGUAAUACUCUUAGCCCAGCUUUUUGUUUUAUCAAUGUGAGUGGGACAUCUGGGACCCCAUCUGGUUCUAUCAGCAGUCCUACUGUCCCUGAAGCCAAGACCAGCUUUCCUCCCAAAUACCAGCUGAAGAUUCCUUGUUCCACAGAUGGAGUGUCGGCUUCUUGUUCUGGCUCCGCUUUAGCACAUAACACUUGCUCAAACGUUCCAGAUCUCAGGCAAAGCCGCCAAACUACAGCGCAGUGUCAUCUUGAGAACAGCACACUGCCCUCAAAGCAAUGUCAGGGUGUUUCAAUAGUCACAACUUUUGACCAGAGUAAGCAAGACAUAUUGUGCGCAACUACUUCAAUGCCUAUUCUAUCACUUUCCUGUUCAGAGUUAAAUCAAACAAACACUUUAUCCAAAUUCCUGACAAAGGUUCAGUCUACUACGCCUACAUCAAUUUCACUUGUUUCUCCACCAGUUCAGCAUCAAAUAUCUUUGUUGCAGAGCAACUGUGCAACAUGUUUAGUAGAAAACCUGUCAACGGGUUCUGUAUCAUCAACCUCAGAGAACAUUCAGAUUGUUACAGCAACGAACACUUCAACAGUGAUUUGUGGUUCAGAAUCUGGUGUAGAAACCUGUUCUUCUGUAAAUAUGACACCUACAGUACAAAACCAUCCUGCCUCCCCUGUGAAUGAAUCAGGAAAACCUCUUGCAGUGGACGCCAAAUUUACAAUGGAUGAGAAUACUCUGAAAAGCAUGGCAUCAAAAAUGGCCACUGAUGACUUUCAAGGGUCCCACUCGGAAGAAAAGAUGAUGCUACUAAAUGGAUCGACUCAGGCUCAGAACACAUUUUAUGUACGAACAGCAGACCUCCAGAUAGUGAUGCAGCUCAUUUCUGAUGAACAGCUAGCACUGAUAGAGCCUCAUAUUGAAACAACAACUUCAAGCACUGUAACACACCAGACAACAUUUUCACAGGAGGUGUAUAGCAAAGAUGCGACUCAUGUGUGCAUGGCACAGGAAAUGGUAAAUAAUGCUGAGUUGAGCAAAAAGAAUGGUUACAACUGUGAAUCUGCCGGUCCAGCUAACAAAGCAGAAAUUGUUUGUAGUUUAAACUCUCAAAAUUCUAAAAGUUCUACAAUUGAAAGCCCUCAGUGUUUUUCAUCUUGGUCACAUCCACAGACAAAAGUUCAUAUCUCACCCUUAGUGGAUUACAAAAACAAAUCAACUGGACAGCUAUACAAACCACAGAGGACAUUUGACAAUUCACAGGAGAGAAAAUCAGCUGGGUUUGAAGUUACCACAGAGACACACCACAAACUAUUGUCUGGAGACAACCUAAGUGAACCUCGUUUAGUGGACAGUAACUAUUCUAUAAGAGGAAAUGACAAGCCCCAAAACUCUUCUGUCCAUAACCGAGAUUCUGACAACUUCUCUGAGGACCAAACAUUUAUAGAGACAUCCACAGAUAAAGAGCUGUUCUGUUUGAUGGAGCCAAAUCCCAUUCAAACUACAACAAAUACUAAGCCAGUAGAGCCAAAUGAAACGGGCCACCACAUGCCAGUCACACUAUCAGGAAACUGUAUAAAUAUUCAAACAAAGAUCAGAACUUGUAUUUAUGAGAAAAAUACCUCUACUGCAGAAUCACAUCAUACGCAAAAAGAGCUAAGCUCCGCAAUACAGCAUAGUCAUUACAAGGCACACUGGACUGCAUGUGGCAAUUCAGAUUUAGAUACAAGAGAAAUGAGAGCUUGUGACAAAUGUAAGCUCAACUGCAAGCACGGGGACCUGGUGACUGAAAAGUUUUAUGAAGGCCAAACACCAACACAGAAUGAUUUCAAACAGGCCUUUGCUCUAGGCCCAGGUGACUUCGGGAAUGACACCUUUAGCGAAGUUAAAGCAUCCUGUCCAAUGCUGAACAGGACAACUAUCAGUCUUGAAGACAGCAGCAGAUGUGGAGAUGUUCACACACAGCAUACCAAUCUGGAAAUAUUUACAGGACCUUUGGAGGAUGGUACCCUCAAAAGCUUACGGUUUCUGAGGGACCCUGGGAAACAGAGCAAGGAAUCAAUACCCAAAAAUUCUGAGAGUGGAGACGGAGAGGCGGAAAGAGACAGCACAGAGGUGGCUGACAAGAACACAGACCAUGGCAAAGAAGACAACAGAAAGGAAGAUGCAGCUCCUUGUGAGAAGCAUCAAACAUCUGCUCAAGCUCAGGCUCGGGAAGUGUCCCUCAGCGUUUCAGGACCAGUUCAGCACGACAAUACAGAAGCAUCUGUUUGCACAAACAUGGUUUCACAAGACUUUCAACAUCAAGGUCAAGAAGAAAGUAACAACAACAGAAAAGACAGCAUUGGUGAUUUUUUGGAGAACAGUCCUUCUCAAAAGGCCAGCCAAAAUACGUCAUCCUUACCAAAAUAUACUAAUGAAACAUGCAGACAUCUUUUGGUGCAUCCGCUCAAAGUGAACACCAUGCAAAAUGAAUUCCAAAAGGAGACACAGCAAAGGGGUGCUAUGAGUUACUGGAUUUAUUCUAAAGAAAAUCAAGUACAGACAUCGAAGCAUGAAAUGAGUGGCGCAACUGUAUCAACCAGCAUUUUGCAAAAUAACUGUGGAGCUUCAAAGAGUAAGACAGUUAAUGCAAGCAUUGCUUCGUCAUGCAGUGCUGGGCCCAGUUCUCAUCAAAUGUCUAUUCAAGAGCUGCACAGUCCUCAAAUAUGUCCCCCAGCUAUACAUAGCAACCCAACAUAUUUAGGUAUCGGUAGUUACCUGGAACAUGAGGACAGUAACAGCAGCAGUGACGAUGAGCAAAAACUAGUCAUUGAACUUUAGUGAUGUGUAUUUAAACACAAAACAAGGCAAAACAGUCCAUUCUCACUGCACAGAUGGCAAAAGAGGCCUUUAGCAGUUUUAGAGGCUUGCCAUCUUUAGGCUGACAUGGUAUAUUAUAAUAAUGAAACUAUAUACUGAGUAUUGACUUUGUUAACAUGGCAUACUGUAUGUUGAUGUAACAAUCUGAUCAAAGCUCAGUCGAAAGAAUGCUUUCAGAUAAUUGCAAAUAUUCAAAGAUUUUCAAGGAGAAACGAUUGCUUUGCAUGAGGAACAGCUCGAAAUGUAAUCAUGUUAGCAAUCUGAAUGCUGAUGCCAAAAUCCUGGACACAUUCAUUAACUGAUGCCCGGAGAGGAUUUACCACAUCUUUCAUGUCAAAUGACAUUCGCUCUUUGUUUGUCUUUGUGACCUUCUGCAUCUUGCUAAAUAUUGGAUUUGUAUUUUAAACGAGAAGUCAAUGUGUUUACGGGGAAGGAAGCUUCUCAUUUAUUAGGACCUUACAAUUCGCUUUGUUCCUCAUCUGCAGUGCUGCAAGUUUUCUCAGUAUAAGAUGGCUUUGGUUUCAAAAUCUAGCUAGUCAUUUAGACUUUUUAGUGCUGUUUUGGUCUGUGCAUUCUCUUUUUCUUUUGAUAUAAUAAAAAGAUCAUACAUUUUAAGAUAUAGGAACAAUUACUACUGGCUAAUGUAUGAACUAUCAACACACUGACACACGGAUGUUGUGUUUCCAUGUUUUAUGGGGACAUUCCAUAGGUGUAAUGCUGUACGAACUGUAUGUUCUAUCGCUCUACACCAACCCUACACCUAAACCUACCCCUUAUCGAAAUUGUAUGUAUUUUUAGAUUUUCUUUUGAAAUAUAAAAAAAUCUUUCUUCAUGGGGACCUAAAACUGGUAAACAUUUAUUGGUAUUCCAAUUUGGGGACAUUGGGUCCACACACACACACACACACACACACACACACACACACACAAAACCAUUAUUAUUUAGUGCCAUUAUUUUUUAUGCUUCAUGUAGAGUAAUAUAAUUUAACUUGUUUAUGUUAAAUAUGUGAUUUUACUAUCAGAUUUUUAGGUAACAUAAAAUUAAUUUUUAAUUAAAGAAAGAAAAAGCUGGUAAUGAACACAUGUUAUUUUUGUUCAGUUUUUUUUUGUGUGUAUAAGCUGUUUUCAUUAUAAGAACCUUCCUCAGUUCCACACGAUGUUGGUUUUGUGUCGACAUUUGAACCUGAAUAAAAAAGACAGUAAAACCUUACUCAAAACUGCCCACAGACGAUCUUGUUUUGUCUAAGCCCACAGGUGCAUCCAGGUGCAUUUUAUGUACAUGCACAAAACCAAGCCAGCCCCUGCAUCCUCACGCUACCCUCCAUCAACAGGUGCACAUGUGCUGUGAAUCAUGCGGCGUUUCAUAGCCCUAGGAGAUUCACAUUUAAUUCUGUGAAGGCACCUGGAGAAAGCACGCAGGAUGUGUGAAUUCUUCUUGAGAGCAUAAUCUCUUUAUCUGACUCACAAUGGAUGAAUAAGUAUAAAGCCUUGGCCUGAGAAUAAAAUCUCACCGUGGGGUUCCACAGAGAUCUGUCACGAAGCCAUCGGUAAAUGCAGUGAAGGCAAUGACUCAGUCAGUGGGAGGCCUCUGGCCGUGUGACUAAAAAGACGUUUACUCAUCACAGACCUUCCUGCACUGUUAUCACUUCUAGUUGACUGAAUGGACAAAGGCUAUAAUGAUCACUGUAUAAUAGUAUGUCUCUCUCUCUCUCUCUUUCUAUAUAUGGUCAUUUUUGUUGUUGUUGUUGUGUUCUUUGAUACAUUUUUUAGCUAAAUGACAAAUCAAACUUCUUUUUGUAUAAAUUCUGUCAUGUGGUAUUGUAUGUGUGCAUGUGUUUACCACAAGUUCUCAAAAUUAUGACAUAAAAUAAUCCAGCAUUCGCCACUUAAGGGACAAGAUGACUUGAAGGUGUAAUUUGGACAUUAAAUAGAAGCACUUUGAAAUUAAAUAGAUUGCUAUUUUUGCUGAAUAGAUUAAGCACAAGCACAGAUUAUUUAUUUAGUUAAUAAAAAUCAACAAUACUGUAAGAAGACAGCCAUGUUUGGUUAUUUUCAAUUUUGCUUAGCUGUAAAUGUGCUUUUGUAAAACACAGUAAUAAAAUAGUAAUCACUCUGCAAUGUA